AGACUUGCUGCUAUAUAAUUGUAAUAACAUUGUAUGAAAUAAUACACCAAGCAUUCUUAAAAACUUUCAUAAUGUUCAAUUUUUUGAUAUCUAAACUCACUUUAUUGCAGCUGUUGUUUCUGAUUAUAGGGAUUGUUUUUAAGAACACAGGACCGCUAUCUUUGCGUGUUUGGUAUGACAGAGAUGGAAAUAAUUUGCCGAUUGAAGAGCGGACAGUAUAUGUGUUUAAGGCCAAAGGUAUUCGAAGAAUGACAGUUUAUGAUCCGGUUCCGCCAGCACUUGAAGCACUUAGCGGAUCAAAUAUAGAGAUUAUUGUUGGAGUACCGAAUCUGCAGCUGCAAUCUCUUCAGACUGCUGCUGGAGCAAGAACCUGGGUUCGAGAUAAUAUUCAGAAUUACAUGCCAGGAGUUAGGUUUCGUUAUAUUGCUGUCGGAAAUGAAGUUGAUCCUAACAAUCCUGAUACUUCCGAAUAUGUUGGUCUUGUCCUUCCCGCGAUGAAAAAUGUGCAUGAUGCAAUUGUGGCAGCAGGGCUGCAAAAUCAAAUUAAGGUUUCCACCGCGACAUACUUGGCUGUCACCAGUGGUUCUCCUCCGUCACAGGGUUCGUUUAAAGAGAACGCGAAAGAGUUCAUGGAGCCAAUUAUUCGGUUUUUAGCCCAAAACAAUCUGCCGUUGCUGGCAAAUAUUUAUCCGUAUCUUAGGCACCUAGGAACUCCUCAGGGUGAUCCUCGGUAUUCUCAGUUGACAGAACGCGAUGUGGUUCUAAAAGAUCCGGUUGAUGAUCGUCUAUACAAGAACCUAUUCGAAGCAUUGUUGGAUACUUUGUAUUCGGCUGUUGAGAGGUCAGGAGGUCGUAACAUCGAGAUUGUGGUGUCAGAGAGUGGAUGGCCUUCUUCGGGUGAUUUAGAUGCAAGUCCGCAAAAUGCAGAAACUCAUUUGAGGAAUUUGAUGAAACAAGAUCGAACAAAGGGGACACCAAAGAGACCGGGGAAACCUGUAGAAACUUACUUGUUUGCAAUGCUUCGCGAAAACCUUCAUGGAGGAUCAGAGACUGAGAGACAUCUUGACCUAUAUUUAGCAAAAAAAGAGAAAGAAAGGAAAUUGGGCAUUAAAACCCCAAUCAAGAACCCAAUUUUCAACUCAUUUUUCUUAUUAUAAAUGUUGUAUAAUAAAAACAAGGCUAAAUACGAAGGUUUAGAACCAAAAAUAAAC
Molecule: messenger RNA, 1211 nt
Organism: Daucus carota subsp. sativus
Lineage: Eukaryota; Viridiplantae; Streptophyta; Magnoliopsida; Apiales; Apiaceae
Product: glucan endo-1,3-beta-glucosidase, acidic
Exons: 2
Coding region: 72-1157 (361 amino acids)
Biological process (GO): carbohydrate metabolic process
Cellular component (GO): plasma membrane
Molecular function (GO): hydrolase activity, hydrolyzing O-glycosyl compounds
Source: RefSeq, a predicted model, not a curated record